This is a messenger RNA of Epithele typhae, 561 nucleotides long. RefSeq lists its product as uncharacterized. The annotation marks the transcript as partial. The transcript has a single exon. Lineage: Eukaryota; Fungi; Basidiomycota; Agaricomycetes; Polyporales; Epitheliaceae. The record is from RefSeq and is a predicted model, not a curated record.
AACGAUCUCACUGAGGAAGACUUAGAGAUCCUUCGCCCCUUCGCUCUCAAGGUGGAAACAAACAUGACUCUAGAUGCCUUCUCUCGCCUCCCAUUCGCGUUCAAGAACAGCAAUUUUCGCUCUUGGAAGGAAACUCAAGCCCAUGUCGCCCGUCUGUCCGGCUUCCAGCCGCAAAUUUAUCACUGCUGUAUCAACUCGUGCUGUGCAUUCACAGGUCUGUACGAAGAGAAGAUCACAUGCCCAUACUGCAAAUCCAACCGGUACAAUUUGCAUGGAAAGCCUCGCAAACUCUUCAUCUAUCUCCCCAUCACCCCUCGUUUGAAAGCUUACCUUAGUCGCGCUGACACGGCCAUGAAGAUGCGGCAUCGCGCACAGGCUCAAGCUGCCCACAACCCAGACAUAGUCAAAGAUGUCACCGACUCCACGAACUAUCAUGGACUGCUUACAAAUAACGUCGAGGUCAACGGCCGUUCUCUCCCUUACAAGUUCUUCGAAGAUCCCCAUGACUUUGCGCUCAGCUUGUCGACAGACGGCUUCGCACCAUUCAAGCGCCGUUCGAAG